AUGAUUUCAGGGCAUGGACCGAUUUUUCAACACAGAUUGCAAGACGUAUUUUGCCCUCCACACGAAAACCAGGUUGUCUUGCAAUGUAAGGUCAUAGCAUCACCCCGGCCAGCGUUGAGAUGGUUCCACAACGACGUGCCAAUAGUAGCGGACGAGGAUCAUGAGUUAAGCUUCCAAAACAACUGGGCAAAGCUAAUUGUGAAGUCGGUGUUUUUCUCUGACGCUGGAAUAUACAAGUGCUUCGCUCAGAACGAAUUCGGUUAUUCUGCAUGCAGUUGCAGGUUGCUCAUGGCUGAUAUUCCUGAGAAACCAGGAAGGCCAGAAGUCAGGUUAGCGUCAGACAGCGAAGUGCUUGUAGUAUGGGAAGCUCCCGUUCGCACUGAUGGGCUCGACAUAAUUAACUAUUGCUUGGAAUACCGCCGAGCUGGCGAAGGCGAAUGGUCUUGUCCGUGGUUCACAGUGUCGAACAGUCUCGACUCGGAAGCGGUCAUCAUCAAAAGACUUGAGCCACUGGGCAUCUAUCAGUUUCGUGUGUUUGUUCGAAACUCGUACGGAUUGAGUGAGCCCAGCCUCUCAAGUCGCAUCAUUCAGACUCAUCCAAGAGGUGAAUGUGUGAAUGCGCAUCGGCUCCUGCUCGACGUUAAGCGCGCUCUAAAGCUAAACUUAGAAAUUUUGAAAAAUGAUUACGUUCUGAACGUCGUCAAUUUGCCGCAGAGCGGUUGUCUGGGAGAUAUUCCAGAGGACGAAGGCGAAGGUGACACUGAGGGAUCUCACUCAAACUUUACGAGCUGCAGCGCCAGUCCUGUUCUCAAGAACAGUACCGACAUUAUUGAUAUGGAUCCUUCCUGCAGAUUUCAACUUGAAUCAGUAAUUUUCAGAGGCAGAUUUUGCAUCAUUCGAAACGCAGUGGACAAAUUGAGGGAAAGCUCGUCUCACUGUGUUGCCAAGAUCCUGUCAGACAAGCCAGAAUUUGCAGAGAUGUCUUUUCGCGAAUGUGAGGUACUUCGACUAUUGCGUCACCGAAGCAUCGUGGAGUUCAUUGCAGCGUACAGAAAUGGAGGUCACUUAAUAAUAUUCAUGGAAAGACUGCACGAUGGACUUUUCGAUCGAUUCACUUUCGACGAUUACUACACGGAAGAAGUCAUCGCGAAAGUGAUGGUGCAGAUUAUCAGCGCUCUUCAAUGGAUGCACUUUCAAAGGUAUGUCAAAAAUUGAUU
Soboliphyme baturini is the source of this 1217-nucleotide messenger RNA. The record is from the annotation of a GenBank genome assembly. NCBI's taxonomy places the organism in Eukaryota, Metazoa, Nematoda, Enoplea, Dioctophymatida, Soboliphymatidae.